AGCGUGGGAAAUUCUCCCGAUCUCGCAGCACCGGUUGGACGCCCUGACGGCACGUCGCGUGAGUGAGAAGUGUAAGUUUGCAUCUUCCGUGUGUGUAUAAGUAUCCUGAGCAAUAAUGAGCGAGUUACUACUGGCAAAGAAAGCGAAGACCACUUCGUUGAAACAGCUGAAGGAGCAUACUAUGGUGGUCGCCGACACUGGUGAUUUUGAAGUUAUGGACCAAUUUAAGCCAAUGGAUGCAACAACAAAUCCUACCUUGAUUCUUGCUGUUGCUAAUCAAGAGAAAUACGCAUAUUUAAUUGAAAAGGCUGCUCAGUAUGGUAAAAAGUCCGGAUCUACUUUAGAGGAGCAGGUCGAAGCAGCCCUUGAUAUCACCUGCGUCUUAUUCGGUAAAGAGAUUUUGAACAUAAUCCCUGGAAGAGUUUCCACAGAAGUAGAUGCCAGAUUAUCCUUUAACAAGCAAGCUAGCAUUGAGAAGGCAAGACAAUUGAUCGCUCUGUACGAGGAACACGGCGUGAGUAAGGAUCGAAUCUUGAUUAAGCUAGCUUCAACUUGGGAAGGUAUCCAAGCGGCGAGAGAAUUGGAGGAAAAUUAUGAAAUUCACUGUAACCUGACACUGCUAUUCUCUCUCGCGCAAGCUGUUGCUUGUGCGAAUGCGGGAGUCACUCUCGUUUCACCGUUUGUCGGUAGAAUUCUCGACUGGUAUACAAAAGGUUUGACUAAAAAGUUUUACGAAGCGAAAGAUGAUCCAGGCGUCGCCUUCGUGAAAAGGGUUUAUAAUUAUUAUAAGAAAUUUGACUACAAGACUACCGUCAUGGGUGCCUCGUUCAGAAAUGUUGAUCAAAUCAAAGAACUCGCCGGCUGUGAUUGUCUCACUAUAAGUCCGAAAUUACUGGAGGAAUUGGAAAAGAGUAACAAGCCUGUUGAUAAAGUUCUGAGCGUGGAAUCUGCAAAAAAGACCGAGUUUGAAAGAAUGGAAUUUGAUGAAGCGGAAUUUCGAUGGCUUUUAAACGAGGAUGAAAUGGCGACUGACCAAUUGGCCAAUGGUAUUCGCAAAUUCGCCAUGGAUACGUACAAGCUUGAAGAGCUGCUGCAAAAUAAAAUUGAAGCGUUAAGCAAAUAACAAGUGAACGAAAACAGUGCUUCUGAUGGUUGACGCAAUAUAUAUAUAUAUAUGUGUGUGUGUGUACAUACAUAUCCAUAUAUCAUGCAUACGUAUAUAUAUAUAUAUAUGUUCGUAUAUGUAUGUACUUACACAUAUGAAAACGUAAUAUAUCGCAAAUAUGUGCAAGUAUGCAUUCUUAUUGUUCAUAUUUGUAAAGUAGUGGACUUUUGUACCUGUGUACGAAAUAGAAAAAAAAAAGUUGAAAUAAACUUAUAUUUCUAGAGAUAUGUAUAAAAGAUACAACACACAUGUGUGCGUAUAUAUUUGUAUAUUUCUGAGAAAAUAAUUUGCUAUAAUUUUUUCAAAGUGUGAGAGGGACCAGCUACUUUAUUAAACUUGUCAUAGAAAUGUA
Harpegnathos saltator (Jerdon's jumping ant) is the source of this 1517-nucleotide messenger RNA. RefSeq names its product transaldolase (gene Taldo). Gene Ontology annotation, biological process: pentose-phosphate shunt, non-oxidative branch; pentose-phosphate shunt; carbohydrate metabolic process. NCBI's taxonomy places the organism in Eukaryota, Metazoa, Arthropoda, Insecta, Hymenoptera, Formicidae. The record is from RefSeq and is a predicted model, not a curated record. The transcript is spliced from 6 exons. Gene Ontology annotation, cellular component: cytoplasm; intracellular anatomical structure. Bases 116 to 1123 code for a protein of 335 amino acids. Gene Ontology annotation, molecular function: transaldolase activity.